CUGGCUCUUAAUAACACUUUUGGGAGCCACAUGAUCAUGACUAAGAAGAAGUGAAGAAAACGAGAGAAACGGCCAGCCCCUCCGAAGAUUUCCUGUUUAAAGACUCCGUCUUCCCCGAGUCAGACGCACGUCCAGCCUGUCGCGUUCACUCCACCGCUCAGAGCGCGUUUAGAGCAACAGGCGGAGGACCGGAGCACGAACCGUUCCGAGACAUUCAGCGCUGUCUGGGCUUCAAGGCAAAUUCAUGAGACAAACGAGUGGACAGCCCGAUUCUCCAUGGAUUUACUGCGCUUUUCCGCUUUUUGGUGCGGGACGAUACUUUUUAGUUGUUUUCUGUUCGGGCAAAGCGAGGGCACCAUGCUGAAGAUCAAGCGUCUGUGUAAGUUCUGUGAUGUGCAGCAGACGCGGUGUCAGGGCAAAGGCAGCUGUAAAGUGGACUGUAACAUCACCUCCAUCUGCCCCAAUGACAGCGACGUCUGUGUCACCAUCUGGAGGAAGAAAGAGGACAAUGUGACCUUUGACACGAUAUGUCAUAACCCAGAGCUGAGGCUUCACGGGCUGCGUCUGGACGAUUAUAACAACAGUAAAUGUGAGAUGAGAGAGAGGAGCGGACAGGGCUCGCUCUUCUACAUCUGCUCCUGCUCCGAGGACGAGUGCAAUGAGCAUAUCUUCUUCAACAGCAGUGAGUACCAGUGCUGUUAUGUGUACUCCCCGGUGGUGGCUGUAGUCCUGGUCAGCCUGGUCCCUCUCCUGGUCAUGGCCGUCUUUGUCAUCACCUCCUUUUACUUUUACCGAGUUUACCGCCAACGCAGGGCCAACUCCCGUCGCAAAAAAGGAGCCCCUCUGGACAGCGACGCCCACGCCAUCAUGAUCGACGACGAAGGAUCUGACAGCAGCUCCGCCCACGCCAACAACCUCAACCAUAACACCGAACUUCUCCCGAUUGCGCUGGAUGCCCUGGUUGGAAAAGGACGAUUUGCAGAAGUGUACAGAGCCAAGCUAAAGCAAGGUUCAGUGAGUGAGGAGCAAGGAUUCGAAACUGUUGCUGUCAAAAUAUUUCCUUACGAGGAGUAUGCAUCGUGGAAAAACGAAAAAGACGUAUUUUCAGAUGCAGAUUUGCGUCAUGAAAACGUGUUACAUUUUCUGACAGCGGAAGAGAGGAAAGUGCAAAGACAGUACUGGAUCAUAACCGCCUAUCACGCCAAAGGGAAUCUCCAGGACUUUUUGACACAUCAUGUGAUCAGCUGGCACGAUCUUUGGCUUUUGGGGGGAUCUUUAGCGCAAGGAGUGGCCCAUCUCCAUAGCGACCAUACGAGCUGUGGGCGUAACAAGAUCGCCAUCGCCCACCGGGACAUUAAGAGCUCCAACAUCCUGGUGAAAAGUGACCUGAACUGCUGCCUGUGUGACUUUGGCCUGGCUCUGAGACUGGACAGCUCUCUGUCUGUGGAUGAACUGGCCAACAGUGGACAGGUGGGGACAGCGCGGUACAUGGCUCCAGAGGUGCUCGAGUCCAGGAUCAACUUAGAAAACAUUGAGUCUUUUAAACAGGCCGACGUGUACUCCAUGGCCCUGGUGCUGUGGGAGCUCACCUCCAGGUGCAGUGCCAUCGGAGAGGUGAAGGAGUAUGAGCCCCCCUUUGGGAUCCUGCGCGAGCACCCGUGUGUGGAGAGUAUGAAGGACAGUGUGGUCAGAGACAGAGGACGCCCUGAUAUACCAAACUCAUGGACCAACCACACUGGCAUUCAGCUCAUCUGCUCCUCCAUCCAGGACUGUUGGGACCACGACCCAGAGGCACGGCUCACGGCUCACUGUGUCUCAGAACGGUUCAGCGAAAUGGAAUACCUGGACAAACUCUCCGAGCGCUCCAUUUCAGAAGAGAAGAUCCCUGAGGAGAUCUGUGUGGGAGACCUCAAGUAGAAAUACCGCCACCUACAGGACAGGGACGGGACCGGUGUUUUUACUGGGAGAUUUUAGUACAGACUGAAGAAUGGGACCAAAGUUUUCUUAUGCAACAUUUCAGUCAUUUCAGCAUUCAGGGUGUACACCUUAUAAUAAAGCUUUUCAACUAAGCACUUUAUUCACAGUCCUACAUCAAGGAAUUAGAAAAUACAGUUUUAUAAAGUUGUAGAAAAGCAACUUCAGUGUGUUUCAGCAGUUUAAAAGUGCACUGUGUAACUUUUCUGGUUGAGCAUCUACCACCUGCUUGUCUCCAUGGAGAUUUUAUAGUUUAUCUUGAAUGUCCCAGUGUGGCAUUAAACGUAUCCACCUUGCACUUACUUUUAUUUACCGUUAAAACUUGCAUUAGCUUGCUCUGAGUGGACUCACCCCUCCACAGAUAUGACGCAUAACUUUGACCCUGUUCUGUCUCCAAAUACAGAUACAUAAGCGUAAUGCCAUGUUGUGGAACAUUCCAGGCGAUAUCUCCAUGGAAACAAGCAGAUGACGAACCCUCCACUAGAAAAAGUACACAGUUCACCUUUAAUGCAAAAAUAAUUAGAUCCCUAUUUCCAGAUUAUAUUUUGAGGAUUAGUAUUUAUUGUGUACUGUUUUUUUGCGAUUGUGGAGAGAUUUGUCAUAAUUUUGUUUUAAUAGAGUAACAUUUGAGCUGUAAAAGGGUAAAUAAGUUACUUUUAUGGAUAAUUAUUGGUAUAUUCUGUUAUUUAUUUGGUGCAGCUCAGGCCUUUUAAUGAUACAGUAUAUUUAAAAAAGGGUGUCUGGGAUUAUCUUGUAUUAUUGUUAUUGUGAUAAAAAAAAAAGUUAUUGUGACAGACCUAGAAGAAACAUAUGGCUUGUUUCCAUUGGUUGAUUGGCAUUUUUUAAAUUCUUUUUUAAAGAUGCAUCACAAACCACAAACAGACAAAGUGUGCAUUUAGUUCCAAGCUCUCAAAAACUACAGGGAUUAUUAUGGAUAAAACUUUAUUAUUAGAUAUGGACAGCACACACUGGUCUCAUUCACAAUAUUUCAGCCAGGUACCCCAGUUUUUGAAGUUCUUAACGUUUUUGAGACAUACAUUUCUAUAUUUAGAGUUCCUAUAUAAUGCAAAAUUGACUCUUGUGAGCUUUAAGCCGUGUUAUAAUGUUAUUUACCUCUCAAAAACAUACCUGGAGUUGUGUUUUGUUUCAUUCAGAUGUUUGAGUAACAGUUACCUCUUCAGUAGAGAUCGGCAAUUCCAGGUCUCAAAUCAUCCAAAUGAAUCUAGCGAAGGUGAAUGGAGUUUAAAAACACAGUGGAGCAGUGCAGCAUUUGUGUGUUAAACAAGUGUGAAUGAAACAAAACACAAUCUGAGUCUGUUUGCGAUGAGGAGACAACAUUAUAACAUAGAAAAUAGCGUAAUAUUGGCCCUUAAAGCAACUAUUCAAAAUAAAUAUGAAACUAACUACUGAAAUAAUCACCUUUUUCUGCAGUAUUCAGCAUUUUUUGAUGUAGGACUUAAUAUCUAUGCACACCAAAUAUAAUAUAUAUCUGUAUUAUGUGCCUUUUAUUCUUUCAUUCAGGUAAUUACUUUUUAUGUAGGAAACUGUAAAUAUGAUUAUAAAAGACACUAAUAUUUUUGUGUAUUCAAACAAGUUUGUGUAUUGCUUUCCGGAUUUUGCAGCAGAAGCAGUGACCUUGGUUCAUUGCAAGUAAAUCUGAAAUGAGAGAUCGACCAGGGAUUCAAUGGUGCAAUUUCCGAAAAACUCACCAGAAGGAAAGACUGAAUUGAAUGAGUGAGUCAGUGUUGUGGAUACAGACAGAUGGGCUAAUCGCCACAGCAGCUUCACAAAGGGACAAAUGGAACACAGGACUCGGGACUCUUAACUGGAAGUCACAGUUCAAUGCCAAAUACAACCAAAGAUUUACGGACAUUUUUAUAUUGUGUAAUUAAAUGCUCAGUGUUGUAAAUAAAGUGUUUACUAUUGUGGAAAUAA
Boleophthalmus pectinirostris (great blue-spotted mudskipper) is the source of this 3909-nucleotide messenger RNA. Its product is annotated as TGF-beta receptor type-2-like. Lineage: Eukaryota; Metazoa; Chordata; Actinopteri; Gobiiformes; Gobiidae. Gene Ontology annotation, molecular function: transforming growth factor beta binding; SMAD binding; type I transforming growth factor beta receptor binding. Gene Ontology annotation, cellular component: signaling receptor complex; plasma membrane. The coding region runs from base 277 to 1917 and encodes 546 amino acids. Gene Ontology annotation, biological process: cellular response to growth factor stimulus; protein phosphorylation; transforming growth factor beta receptor signaling pathway. The record is from RefSeq and is a predicted model, not a curated record. The transcript is spliced from 7 exons.